Prosopis cineraria is the source of this 2576-nucleotide messenger RNA. RefSeq lists its product as uncharacterized. Gene Ontology annotation, cellular component: GID complex. The coding region runs from base 164 to 2179 and encodes 671 amino acids. Gene Ontology annotation, biological process: proteasome-mediated ubiquitin-dependent protein catabolic process. NCBI's taxonomy places the organism in Eukaryota, Viridiplantae, Streptophyta, Magnoliopsida, Fabales, Fabaceae. The transcript has 10 exons. Gene Ontology annotation, molecular function: protein binding. The record is from RefSeq and is a predicted model, not a curated record.
UAAAAAAAAAAAGAGAGAGAGACAAACAAGAAAAAUAGAAACACCACUCUCUCUCUCUCUGUGUCAUCGUGGUUGUGGAUGUGGAGCUCGCUUCUUCGUCUCCGGUUUGCAUGAGUUUCCACCACCGCCACAAGCGACGGGGACUCCGACGACGAAGGAAACCAUGCCCACCACUACAGCAUCUUCCACCGCAACACCGUCCGUUUCCUCCAAUACCUCCGAUCCCAUCCUCGACCGCCUCGCCUCCACUGAUUGCGAAAUCAAGCUCAAGGCUAUCAGAGAGGUAAAGAACAAGAUCAUCGGCAACCGAACCAAGAAGCUCUCCUACAUCAAGCUCGGUGCAGUUCCCGUUGUCGCUUCUGUUCUUGCCGAAGCUGACGCCAAUUCCGAUUCCGGUGCCAACCUCAUUGUCCAGUCCGCGGCGGUGCUCGGCAGCUUUGCCUGUGGCGUUGAGGCUGGCGUACGUGCUGUCCUUGAUGCCGGCGCUCUACCUCGUUUAUUCAGGCUCCUCUCUGCUACCGACGAGAAGGUUGUAGAUGCUGCUGCACGUUCUCUACGAAUGAUUUAUCAAUCAAAACUAGCGCCAAAAUAUGAUUUUUUUCAAGAGGGAAACAUGGAAUUUCUUCUUUACCUAUUGAAACAUGAGAAUGAAAAUCUCACAGGGCUAGGUGCAACCAUUGUUAUUCAUUCAUGUGAGACAAGUGCAGAGCAAAAUAUGCUGUGCUAUGCUGGUGUCUUGGAGAAAAUCAUUAGCCUCCUUGAUGGUUCUCUAAGUCAGCGAGAUGCUAGUUUGGAGUCCCUAGCUGCAGUUCUUAAAAGCAAUCCAGAAGCUGUCUCUAAAUUUAUGGACCUUCACAGUGGAAGAGCUUUAAGUUCCAUUAUUGAAUUAACUAAGGAUAGAUAUUCUCGGACAAGGUUACUUGCUUGCUCAUGCUUGAUUUGUGUUAAGAAUUCUUCUUUGUGCCAUCUGCAAGACUUAGGAAUUAAGACCAAAUUGGUGCAUAUUUUGCUUGAGCUCCUUGAUGAUCCUGGUCAAGUUGGAGAUGAAGCUUCUUUUGCUUUCUCUAGUUUAAUUGCAGAGAUGGAAGAUUUGCAUAAGCUAGCAUUUGAGGCAAAUGCUAUUGAUAAGUUCUACUGCCACUUGCAAAAAUCUCCUUUAAAUCCCAAACGCCUUGAAGGGAUACUUCUUGCAUUGGCUGAUCUUUGCUCGAAAUUGGAGUGCUGCCGGUCUAGGUUUCUUACACUGCAGAAACUCCAGCCAGCCAUUUCUAUAGUAUUGAGCUUAGUUGUGGAUGCCCUAGUUAAUGAUAAUGUCAAUGUACGUGAAGCAGCUUGCAUUUGCUUAAGAAACAGCUCUCGCUCAAUCAAGAAUUUGAGUGCAGGGCAUUUUAUGAAUGAAAUCAUUGUGAUUCCUUUGGUUCAGCUACUAUCUGAUUUGUCUACUUCUGUCCAGAUAGCAGCCCUUGGUGCUAUCAGCAACAUAGUGGCCGGCAUUACACCUGGCAAGUCAGUAUUCAUACAAUGUGGAGGCAUUAAAGAGCUUGUCCAAUUGACAAAGUCUAUGGAUUCAUCAUUAAGGUUGAAUGCUGUAUGGGCCUUGAGGAACAUGGUAUUUCAUGCAGAGAAGACAUGUAAAGAAGCAGUCUUUAUGGAGUUGACUGCAUCUUCGAUAGCUAACCUUAUCCAUGAUCCUGAGUCUUCUGUUCAAGAACAAGCUCUAGCCCUUGUUCGCAACUUUCUUGAUGGGCUCAUAGACUUUGUUGAUUAUGCUUUCGCUGAAGAUGGUAUCAUAUUUGAUGCCAUUGGAAGGCGACUGCGAGAAUCUUCAAAAGCUGAAAUUGGGAUACAGGGGGUGUAUGCACUCUGCAACAUUGCAAGUGGAAAUGAGUUUCACAAGGAAGCUGUUAUGCAACAACUAUUUCCUGAGGCAGAGGACGGAUCGAACUCAUUCCUCAACCAGUGUUUGCAAAGUAAUGACAGUCGCUUAUGCACAGCAGCUGUUUGGGUCAUAAUAAAUCUCACUAAUCCAGCAAGUCCUGGUGCAUUGGGCCGUGUUGUAAAACUGCGUAAUUUUGGCAUAGUUUCUCGAAUAAAGAAGAUGGUCAAUGAUCCAUGCAUGGAUGUGAAGCUUCGUGCAAGAAUUGCACUUGGGCAGAUUCUACCUUUUGGUGAAAGCUGAAUGUAUUCAAGUAUCCUUUCCAAGCCCUUAAAGUGCGGGCAAAGAAGAGAAAUAGUGAUAGGAAUUUUAUUUUCCCCCCUUGUGUUCAGACCUUCAGACCUUCUAUGAAAGGUGAUUGCUUUGUCUACUUUUUUUAGCCAGUCAGAGCAGUGCGAGAGCUUUUCAAUUUUGUAAGCAUUCCUCACCAGGUUACCCUGAAAAUAUCGUUUCUUUAUUCCAUGCCUUUUGCAUUACUUUUUGUGAGUCAGAUUAUCAAAAUAGGAUUAUUGGCUUUAGUGUUGUACCAUAUUAGUGGUAUAUGUCAAAUUUAGAACUUUCUAUAUUUCUGAUAAAUAGUGGAAUUCUGAUUAAGCAAUGUCAAAGAAUAGUCAUUGAGGGUGUUUCUACCUUUCCGAUA